Messenger RNA from Sceloporus undulatus (fence lizard), 1823 nucleotides. RefSeq names its product HDGF like 2 (gene HDGFL2). Gene Ontology annotation, biological process: regulation of transcription by RNA polymerase II. The transcript has 14 exons. Gene Ontology annotation, cellular component: nucleus. The coding region runs from base 105 to 1700 and encodes 531 amino acids. Lineage: Eukaryota; Metazoa; Chordata; Lepidosauria; Squamata; Phrynosomatidae. The record is from RefSeq and is a predicted model, not a curated record. Gene Ontology annotation, molecular function: transcription coregulator activity; double-stranded DNA binding.
GCGGCCGGCGGCCACGCCCCCUCGCGGGUUCCCUGGCGAAAAGCCUGCGGCCUGGUGCUGGCGCUCGGGGCCUGGUCGCUCCUGCCUCAGCCGCCGCUGCAGCCAUGCCGCACGGCUUCAAAGCCGGAGACUUGGUCUUCGCCAAGAUGAAGGGCUACCCGCACUGGCCGGCCCGAAUUGAUGACAUAAUUGAUGGUGCUGUGAAGCCCCCACCCAACAAAUACCCAAUAUUCUUCUUUGGAACCCAUGAGACGGCUUUCUUGGGCCCCAAGGACCUCUUCCCUUAUGACAAAUACAAGGACAAAUAUGGGAAGCCCAACAAGCGGAAAGGUUUCAACGAAGGAUUGUGGGAAAUCCAGAACAACCCUCACGCCAGUUACAGUGCUCCUCCGCCGGUGAGUUCGUCCGAUAGUGAAGUUGAUGUUGAAGGUAUUGCACACAUUGGAGGAGGAGGAGGCGGUGGCGGAGGAGGAGGAGGAGGCGGUAGCGAUGGCGCAGAGGAGGAAGAGUCUGCCCCAGCCGCAGCAGUUGAUGUGGUGGGAGUGACCACAGAGAAGGCAGAGAGCGAGGAGGAGUCUGACAAAGGAAGCGAUCACAGCGGUGUGAAGCGGAAAUCACUAGCCAUGAAAAUGCCCGCAGCGAAACGGCCUCGGAAAUCUUCCAGUGACCUGGACCAGGCCAGUCCGUCUCCUUCAGAGGAGGAGAACUCGGAGAGCUCUUCGGAGUCUGAGAAGAAUAGCGACCAGGACUUCACUCCAGAGAAAAAGCCUCCGCCUCGGGCUGCAAGGCGGGCACCUGCCGGCAGAUGGAAAAAAAAGAAAAUUGAAUCUGGCUCUGACUCGGACACCAAGGCGGAUUCUGAAGACGACGAAGAGGAGGAAGAAGAGAACAAAAAAGGAAACGCCCGAGCUCCCACGCCCAAGUCGGAGUCUGAUUCCCAUUCAGACGAAUCUGUCAAGAAGCCUUCCCGGGGACGAAAACCGGCAGCAGAGAAGCCACCGCCGAAGCCCCGUGGUCGGAAACCAAAGGUAGAAAGACUUCCCAGCAGCUCCAGCAGUGACAGUGACAGUGAUGUGGACCGGAUCAGCGAGUGGAAGCGACGUGAUGAGGAACGCCGGCGGGAGCUGGAAGAGAAGCGGAAACGCGAACAGGAGGAGGAACUGCGCCGACUGCGGGAGCAAGAACGGGAGGAGAAGGAGCGGAAGAAGGAGAAAGCCGAGAAGGGGGAAGUGGAACACUCAGACAGCGAUAGUAGUGUGGAAGCUGAAGUCCCUCGGAAGGGCAGGAAAGGACGUCCUAAAGCUCCAUCAUCCUCAGAUUCAGAGAAAGAGGUGAAAAAGCCUUCAAAGAAACAACCUCCCUCUGAAGUUUCCAGGAGACAGAAGGAGAAGAGGGGCCAAGGAGAUGAGAAACCACGGAACAAAUCUGUGAAAGUGGAACGAGGCAGGAAAAAGUCAGACUCGCUUCCCGAAAGGAGGGUGGAGAAGAAGAAAGAACCGACGAUCGAAGAGAAGCUCCAGAAACUGCACAGCGAAAUCAAGUUUGCCCUGAAAGUCGAUAACCCAGAUAUCAAGAGAUGCCUGAGUGCACUUGAAGAACUGGGCAGCUUGCAGGUCACCUCUCAGAUCCUCCAGAAACACACGGAUGUCGUGGCCACUCUGAAAAAGAUCCGGCGUUUACAAAAGCGAACAAGGAUGUGAUGGAGAAGGCAGCCGAAGUGUACACAUGCCUGAAGUCCCGUGUCCUAGGGCCCAAAGUGGGGGCGAACCAGAAGGCAACCGGACCGACCUCGGAGAAGGACAAAGCUGAAGAGGACAAAGACA